This is a messenger RNA of Exophiala spinifera, 390 nucleotides long. RefSeq lists its product as uncharacterized. The transcript has a single exon. Bases 1 to 390 code for a protein of 129 amino acids. The record is from RefSeq and is a predicted model, not a curated record. Gene Ontology annotation, molecular function: protein kinase activity. NCBI's taxonomy places the organism in Eukaryota, Fungi, Ascomycota, Eurotiomycetes, Chaetothyriales, Herpotrichiellaceae. Gene Ontology annotation, biological process: protein phosphorylation.
AUGGGUCCCGUGGAGAGUGAAGAAGAUCUUCAAGAGUACCUUCGAAGUCCGGCUUCACCCCACGGCUUCAACUCGACAGAAGACUACGACAAAGCCCUAGCCAAGGCAAAAAGUAUCUUGGAAGUACCUCAUCGAGUGGUCUUUACCCAUGGAGAUUUCAAAGCUCACAAUAUCUUGAUUGAUUAUGAGGGCCAUCUUUCGGGCUUUCUUGACUGGGAAUCCGCAGGCUGGUGUCCUGAAUACUGGGAGUUCACCACUGCAAUGAGGUUUGGGAGGGGCAGUUGGUGGUAUCAAGUGGCUUCAUCUUUGGGCGGGAUUCAGUACCUUACGGAGCUGGAAUGUGACGUUGCAUUGAAUUCGUUAACUGUUGAUUCCUACAUUGGAAUGUGA